AUGGCCACCAGCGACAUCGAACGCUCUCGAGUUCCCAACGACGCUGACCCAGCCGAAACCAAUGAGUGGUUGGAGUCGUUGCAGUACGUGCUCGAUCGUGAAGGCCCAGAACGCGUCAAGUUCUUGCUGGCCCAACUCAGUGAGGCGGCCCACCGCGGAGGUGUCGAACUUCCCUUCACCGCCAACACGCCUUACAUCAACUCGAUUCCGGUCUCGAAGCAGCCCAUUUACCCGGGCAACCGCGAGAUCGAGCGACGUAUUAAGAGCAUCAUCCGCUGGAACGCUAUGGCCAUGGUCGUGCGGGCCAACCGAGAGCAUUCUGGCAUCGGCGGACACAUUUCCACCUAUGCGUCGUCGGCCACCUUGUUGGAAGUUGGCUUCAACCACUUCUUCCGGGGUAAGAGCGACGAUUACUCUGGCGACCAGAUUUACUUCCAAGGCCACGCCUCGCCGGGCAUCUAUGCACGGGCGUUUUUGGAGGGCCGCCUCACGGAACAGCAGUUGGAACACUUCCGCCAGGAGGUGACCUUCACCGGGGGCUUAACUUCGUAUCCGCACCCCUGGCUGAUGCCGUACUUCUGGGAAUUCCCAACGGUCUCGAUGGGCUUGGGCCCCAUCACGGCGAUUUAUCAGGCCCGGAUGAAUAAGUACCUGGCCGAUCGUAAGAUCAAAGACACCAGCGGAUCGCACGUUUGGGCGUUCCUGGGCGAUGGUGAAACCGAUGAGCCCGAAACGCUGGGGGCCAUCACGCUGGCCUCGCGCGAGCAGCUCGACAACCUGAUCUUUGUCAUCAACUGCAACCUGCAACGUCUCGACGGGCCGGUUCGCGGCAACGGCAAGAUCAUCCAAGAGUUGGAAGGUAUCUUCCGCGGGGCCGGCUGGAAUGUGAUCAAGGUAAUCUGGGGCGACGACUGGGACCCCAUGCUGGCCAAAGAUCACACGGGAGCACUCGUGCGACGCAUGGGUGAGAUUGUCGACGGUGAGUACCAGAAGUACACCGUCAGCUCGGGUGAUUACAUCCGACGUCACUUCUUUGGCGCCGAUCCCGAGUUGCAAAAACUGGCUGCGGCGCUGUCCGACGAAAAGAUCAAGCGGAUGCGACGUGGUGGGCACGACCCCGAGAAGGUGUAUGCCGCUUAUCAUGAAGCGGUGAACACCAAAGAUCGUCCCACGGUAAUUCUUGCUAAGACCGUGAAAGGCUACGGCCUGGGUGAAGCCGGUGAAGGCCGCAACAUUUCUCACCAGCAAAAGAAGCUGAACGAGGAAGAGCUUCGCGAGUUCCGUACCCGAUUCGGAAUCCCGAUCUCGGACGAAGACGUGGCCGCCGCGCCCUUCUAUCGCCCCGCGGACGACAGCCCUGAGAUGGUGUAUCUCCGCGACCGCCGCAAGAAACUCGGCGGUUUCGUACCGGGACGGCCGAUGCAGGCCAUGCCCAUGAAGGUGCCGAAGGUCGACGACUACAAAGAGUUCCUCGAAGGCAGCGGAGACCGUGAGGCCUCAACCACAAUGGCCUUCGUGCGACUGUUGGCGAAGUUGCUUCGCGAUAAGAGCAUCGGCAAGUACCUGGUGCCGAUCGUGCCCGACGAAUCGCGCACCUUCGGUAUGGAAGCCCUCUUCCGUCAGUGCGGUAUUUACGCCCACAGUGGCCAGCUUUAUGAGCCGGUCGACUCGGAGACGGUGCUGUACUAUCGCGAAGCCAAAGAUGGCCAGAUUUUGGAGGAAGGAAUCACCGAGGCCGGAUCGAUGGCCUCGUUCAUCGCUGCGGGCACGUCGUACACGACACACGGCAUCCACAUGAUUCCGUUUUUCAUCUUCUAUUCGAUGUUCGGCUUCCAACGGAUUGGCGAUUUGAUCUGGGCUGCCGGCGAUGGUCGAGCCAAGGGCUUCAUGCUGGGAGCUACAGCGGGGCGAACCACGCUCGCCGGCGAAGGCUUGCAGCACCAGGACGGCCACAGCCACCUGAUUGCUUCGGCCUUCCCGCACGUUCGCUGCUACGACCCUGCGUAUGCCUAUGAAACGGCUGUCAUCAUCUUCGACGGCAUGAAGAAGAUGUACCAGGAAGGCGACGACGCGAUUUACUACAUCACCGUUGAAAACGAGAACUACGUGCAUCCUCCGAUGCCGGAGUGCGUCGAAGAGGGGAUCGUUAAAGGGAUGUAUGCCGUUUCGACGGUUGAAUCUGACGAGGGUCGCCCACAUGUUCAGCUGUUCGGCAGCGGACCGAUUCUCCGCGAAUCGCUUCGGGCACAGAAGAUCCUCGCCGAGAACUACGACAUCGGCAGCACCGUGUGGAGCGUGACCAGCUACAAAGAACUGGCCAUGGGAGCCCACACGGCUCGCCGCUGGAAUAUGCUGCACCCCGACAGCGAGCCUAAAAAGUCGUACUUCGAAGAAUGCAUCGAAGGGCUCGACGGUCCGUUCGUGGCGGCCAGCGAUUACGUUCGUGGCGUACCCGACCAGAUUGCCCCCUGGGUCCCUGGCGGACUCACCACCCUGGGCACCGACGGAUUCGGUCGUAGCGACAUGCGGGCCCCGUUGCGGCGGUUGUUCGAAGUGGACGCCGAGUCGAUCACCAUCGCCAGCCUGCAUGCCUUGGCCCGUCGUAACGAAUGCGAACCGAGCGUCGUGGCCGAUGCAAUCAAGAAGCUAGACUUUAAUCCCAACAAACCCGACCCAUUCACCCAGACUUACUCGGUGUAA
Molecule: messenger RNA, 2700 nt
Organism: Cladocopium goreaui
Lineage: Eukaryota; Dinophyceae; Suessiales; Symbiodiniaceae
Source: the annotation of a GenBank genome assembly